AUGUCUGCAGCUCCAACUUCUCGCGCCAUCGUCCGGCAAUCAAAACUUCUCCUGCGCCGAAACAACUUUAGACAAGCUUCCACAACAUCAGAAGCUGCUGCCAAAGCACAAGAAACAGGUCAACAGGCUGUCUCGAAAGCUUCUGAAGGCCUCAGUCGCGUCCAGAGCUCCGCUAGCUCCGCCAUCUCCAAAGCCGGCGAUGCGCUAGGAAAGGUUGGCGGAAGAACGGGUAGAGUGAUUUCUCGAGUUCAAUCAUUAAUACCACCAACCAUCUACUAUUCUCGUGUUGGAUUGGAACUCUCCAAGAUUCUCUACAAGGGUCAACAAUGGGCUCCUCCCUCUCUCGCCCAAUUCCAAUCAUAUUUCCAGCCUCUCGCCAAUGUAGUUCGCAACCCCCGAUCUCUCAGCUCUGGCGCCGCCUCCGUGUCCAACUCGAUAAACCUUGAAACCAUUCUCCGCAGCAUCAGAAAUGUCAACCGUCAGCAAUUAACCACUGUUGGACUUGUCGGCGCCGAAGUCCUUGGCUUCUUUACAGUGGGAGAGAUGAUUGGACGGUUCAAGCUUGUUGGUUAUCACGGUGACGCUCACCAUGGGCAUUAG
Messenger RNA from Exophiala bonariae, 600 nucleotides. RefSeq lists its product as uncharacterized. Gene Ontology annotation, molecular function: proton-transporting ATP synthase activity, rotational mechanism. Gene Ontology annotation, biological process: proton motive force-driven ATP synthesis. The record is from RefSeq and is a predicted model, not a curated record. NCBI's taxonomy places the organism in Eukaryota, Fungi, Ascomycota, Eurotiomycetes, Chaetothyriales, Herpotrichiellaceae. The transcript is spliced from 3 exons. The coding region runs from base 1 to 600 and encodes 199 amino acids.